Chenopodium quinoa (quinoa) is the source of this 879-nucleotide messenger RNA. RefSeq names its product protein DOG1-like 4. NCBI's taxonomy places the organism in Eukaryota, Viridiplantae, Streptophyta, Magnoliopsida, Caryophyllales, Amaranthaceae. The record is from RefSeq and is a predicted model, not a curated record. The coding region runs from base 1 to 879 and encodes 292 amino acids. The transcript has a single exon. Gene Ontology annotation, molecular function: sequence-specific DNA binding. Gene Ontology annotation, biological process: DNA-templated transcription.
AUGAAUACUAAUUUAAUUUUGCCAUUGAAAUAUCCUGCUGCUAUUUCUACUACUUCUAUAGUAGAAGAGAAAUUCUGUGCUUACUAUGAGAGUUGGCUCAAGCAACUCGAAAUUCAUCUUCAGCAGCUUGUUUUAGGCCGCCACCCGAAUUACGACGUCGUGGUGGCGACCUUGAUAACUCACCACAAAGAGUUCUAUGCGGCCAAGUGGGCCGCAGCUAGGGAUGAUGUGUUGUCUUUCUUUUCGCCUCAGUGGGCUAGCCCACUCGAGGCGGCUUUCACCUGGGUUACCGGGUGGAAACCCUCGACCGCGUUUCGCCUUGUCGAGUCACUCCGUAAGACCCGGGCACCGCUCACUAGCCUCAGCCUGCUCACUGAUGAGCAGGCUAGCAGUGUUGCGGCGCUCGGGACGAGGAUUAAGCAUGAGGAGCAGAAGGUGGAGAUGGAUUUGGAGAGGCUGCAGAUGGCUAUUUGUGAUUUGAAGAUGGUGGGGUUGGCGAAGAUGUCGAGCCGGAAGGAUUUUAACGAGUCGAGCCGAGUUGAGGAUAUGGUGAGUGUGGCUAUGAAAGGGUUGAUGGAUGGGAUGGAGAAGGUUCUGAAGAUGGCUGAUUAUGUUAGGCUUAAAACUUUGAAGGGGAUUUUGGAUGUUCUUACUCCAAGGCAAAGGGUUGAUUUUUUGGCUGUUUUUGCUAUGCUUCAAAUUCAAAUUAGGAAAUGGGGCAAACAAAAGGCUGCUAAUGAUACUGCUAAUAAUAAAACUACUAAUGAUACUACUAGUAAUGAUACUCCUACUGCUACUCCUACUACUGCUAAUAAUAAUGGUGAUACUACUAAUACUAUUGAUAAUAUUGAAAAUGUUAACCUCAUUGCUCUCGUUUAA